Messenger RNA from Sphaerodactylus townsendi, 4218 nucleotides. It is a transcript of the gene GRIN3B, whose product is annotated as glutamate ionotropic receptor NMDA type subunit 3B. The transcript is spliced from 15 exons. Gene Ontology annotation, molecular function: transmitter-gated monoatomic ion channel activity involved in regulation of postsynaptic membrane potential; NMDA glutamate receptor activity. The record is from RefSeq and is a predicted model, not a curated record. Gene Ontology annotation, cellular component: postsynaptic membrane; plasma membrane. Gene Ontology annotation, biological process: monoatomic ion transport; ionotropic glutamate receptor signaling pathway; synaptic transmission, glutamatergic. Bases 1 to 2871 code for a protein of 956 amino acids. Lineage: Eukaryota; Metazoa; Chordata; Lepidosauria; Squamata; Sphaerodactylidae.
AUGGCAGCUUUGGAGCACAGGCUCUCUGGCAUCCCGGCCCUGAGCGGGCAGCCCUCUUUGGAGGGGUUCCCAGGAGACAAGCUUCAGCCUCUGGGGUUCGCCCGGCAGAGUCCCCAGCUGGCUUCGGAGUGCAGGCCGGCCAGUGGACUGGAGCAUCCUUCUCCCUUGACUCGCUUUCCCCCUGUGGUGGAGCUGCUGACACCCAGGACUGGAGCUCAGAGUGGGAAUUAUUUCAGCUCUCUCUGGCCUCCUCUGCCUCCCUCCGGCAGAUUUGUGAGAGACGGACGGAGGACCAGAAGUCUUCUGCCCCCUGACCUGCCCCCGCCGCGUUUCCUGAGUCCGAAAUGUUUUGAUUCCUUCUCCACUCUUCGGCAGGCAGUUCCCUGGCUGGCCGGGCACUCUUUUGGCCCAGCCUCUCUGGUGACCUUCUGCAUUCUCUUCCAGCCUGCUCUGGUGCAGCCAUCCUGCCUCCAGGCACUGAGCCAAAAUAUCUGGGGCGGUGGCCGGCUGACCCUCCUUCAGCAGCAGAAGCUGGGUGUCACCACCACGCUGAGGUCAGACCAGCCCAAAGCUCUGAACCAGCUGUGCCAGGGGUCGCAUAGAAACAAGGUCAACCCAUUCAAGGCCGUGCCCCGUAUUCCCGUAUUGGCGGAGCGGUUUCCUCGGGCGGCCGGGCCAGGCCAAGUCACCGUCCGCUGCACGCCAUUCCUCGCUUCACCCUGCAAGCAGCAGGGUGGUGCAUCCUUUGCCCGCGGUCGGCCAGGCGGCGCCGCUGGCUCCAGUUUCCUGCCCGGGCCUCGCUGGUUGCGAGUUGCGAGGCGGGUGUUUUCCCGGCGGCCGGCCAGGCUGAGCCGCCGGAUCUCCAUUUUCGUCCGGGCCCUGCGUAAGCAGUGCAGGGCUGGGCGCAGAGCUUUAGCCUCCUGCCCGUCACUGAUGGUUGCCAGUGGUGGCGGGUGUUUUCCCGGCGUCGGCCAGGCCGGAGCCGCUGGACCCAUCUUCGGCCCGCUUUCCUGCAAGCAGCAGGGCAGCUGGAGCAUGCUGAGCUCUUUGGAGGUUAUGACUGCUGCAGACGUAGUGGAUGAAGAAGGGAAUUGCCCGGCUGGGCAGCUGUGUUUAGACCCCCGCACCAAUGAUUCAGCGGUGCUGGACGCCCUCUUUGAUGAGUUGAAUUCUGAGAACGGGUCCGUGCCCUUUGAGUACAGGAAAUGCUGCUAUGGGUACUGCAUCGAUCUUCUCGAGAAGUUGGCGGAGGACCUGCCCUUUGAUUUUGACCUGUACAUUGUGGGUGAUGGGAAGUACGGGGCGUGGAAGAACGGCCGCUGGACUGGGCUUGUGGGUGACCUCUUGAGUGGCACGGCCCACAUGGCUGUGACCUCUUUCAGCAUCAACUCAGCCCGGAGUCAAGUGAUCGACUUCACCAGCCCCUUCUUCUCCACCAGCUUGGGUAUCCUGGUGAGGAUCAGGGACACGGCGUCACCCAUUGGGGCCUUCAUGUGGCCGCUGCACUGGACCAUGUGGGUGGGCAUCUUUGUGGCACUUCACUUGACCGCUCUCUUCCUCACCCUCUAUGAGUGGAAGAGCCCCUACGGGAUGACCCCACAUGGCCGUAACCGCAUGAAGAUCUUCUCUUAUUCCUCGGCGCUCAACCUGUGCUAUGCGAUCCUCUUUGGGCGCACCGUCUCCAGCAAGACACCCAAGUGCUGGACAGGUCGCUUCCUCAUGAAUCUUUGGGCCAUUUUCUGCCUCUUGGUCCUUUCAAGCUAUACAGCCAACCUAGCUGCCGUCAUGGUGGGUGAGAAGACGUUUGAGGAGCUCUCGGGGAUUCAUGACCCAAAGCUGCAUCAUCCUUCACAAGGUUUCCGUUUCGGCACGGUCUGGGAGAGCAGUGCUGAAGAAUACAUCAAGAAGAGUUUUCCGGACAUGCAUGAGUACAUGAGACGGCACAGUGUCCCAACCACACCUGCUGGGAUAACCAUGCUCAAAACCAGCCCCCCGAAGCUGAACGCCUUCAUCAUGGAUAAGUCACUGCUGGACUACGAGGUCUCCAUCGACUCCGACUGCAAGAUGCUGACCGUGGGGAAGCCGUUUGCGAUUGAAGGCUACGGCAUUGGCCUUCCCCAGAACUCACCUCUGACUUCCAACAUCUCCGAGUUCAUCAGCCGAUACAAGUCGGCCGGCUUCAUGGACCUCUUGCAUGACAAAUGGUACAAGAUGGUACCCUGCGGGAAGCGUGUUUUUGCUGUCACGGAGACUCUCCAGAUGGGAAUCUACCACUUCUCUGGCCUCUUUGUCCUGCUUUGCAUCGGUCUCUGUGGCUCGCUGCUGACCUCCCUGGGGGAGCACAUCUUUUUCCGUCUCAUCCUGCCCCGCAUCCGACGCAAGAAGAAGUUCAAUUACUGGCUCCACACCAGCCAGAAAAUACACCGGGCUCUAAACAUGAGUUUGGAGGAACAGAGAAACAAGAGGCUCAACCUGGAGAAAAAGUGCAACAUUGAAAAGAGCCAGGAGGGUCAGGAGCAGCCCCCUGCCCACCAGCCCAGCUGGAACAACCUCCGCCGCGCAACAGUGAGGAAGGAGGACAAGCGGGUGCACUUCAACAUCGAGAAUCCGCCGGACGAGACGUCGGAGGAUGAGAGAGAAGCGCCCGUUUGGCACUGCAUGAAUGGACAAGAUCCCCAGCAGGCCAGCAAGGAGGCUCAGGAGAAGGAACUGGAGUUGCUGGAGAGCAGGAUUGCGGACAUGCGGGAGCAGCUCCGGGCCGCGCUGGUGCGGAAGAGCGAGCUGAUGGUGGCCCUGGGACCACCCCCAAAAGCCCCUCGGCUGCCCCCUGCCCUGAAAGCUCUCCUCAAGGAGAGCAAGGAAGAGAGGUGAUAGGGCCAAGAGGCCUCUAUUCCUCGGGUGGUGAGCGGGAGCCAGUCUCAACGUGAGAGGCAGGAAGUCCGCGGAGUGGCCCAUUGAGGUUGAACAAGGCAGGCAGAGAACUGGGCAAGCAGGAGAGGGUCUGGGUGGUCUUGUGGGCUGACCCCUUACUCUGCUUCCUCAACCAAAUUCUGUUCAAAAAGGCGACUGUCCGGGAAGGGAGGUAAACGGGGUCCAGGAUGUAGGAGGAGUUGCUUUGGCCUGCAGGGACCUCUGGAGCCCAAGAGGUUACCUUGGUCCAGGGCUCCUUCGUGUGUUCGGGGCAGCCUGCCUCUUUUGGGUUAGGGUGAGGGGGCAGGCCCCAUGCCUUGCCUGCAGGGUGGAACUCCACCAUCUCUGCGUCAAUGAGAAUCUCAAGCACGGGGGGGUGGGGGGUGGCAGGAAGCUCUUUUCCUCCCUCUCCGAGGCACCAGGAGAGGCGAGGCUAAGUCAGGUGGAACCAAAGGGGUUCCUUUAGAAGAGCAGCUGCGUUGUAUUGCGGGAAGUCUCCGGUUCAGGCCCCACCAGCACUGGUUUCAGGGGUCUCUGGUGCUGGGAGGGAGCCUUCCCUGCUUGUGAUCCUGUACAACUUUGGCCAGCUGGGGUGAGCGGUUGGAAGCCAGCCUACCCGAACCCUGGGUGGAGAAGUCAGCUCCAGAAAAGGCCAUUUUGAAGGCUUUAGUUCAGUGCUCAGUGUGAGGGGGCUUAAUCCUGCUUCUUAGCGGCUGCUGGGAAAGUCUUCCUCUUACCUGUGACCUUGGAGAACCAGGGCUGUCCCAUGCCAGACUCACCGCAAAAGGAAGCUGCAGUUGCUACCCUAGACCUGUCUGCAACCUUUAAAACAUCAUUUGUUUGGUGCCAGGCGAAGUUGGUGGCUUUGCUGACUGGUUGUCCUCGAUCACUUUGGAACCGGCAGCCACUCCUGUGGCCUUCCCUGUGGCACUUUUAGCAUGCUGGUUAUGGCUGCUGCCGGUCAGGAGCUCAACCAUGAUUGACAGUCCUGAGGGCCAAUCAGAAAGCCCUGUAGCCCUCUCCCAGAACCUUCACAUCUGUCACAACAUCUCACCUACUUAGCACACUAAAAGAACACCCUGAUGGCCACCACUGGCCACCUCUGGAGGGUGGAAAACGUGAGGGCACACCCUCGGAGGGAGGGAGAAAGGGAGGGAGGGAACCAUUCUCGUUCAGCCAAAACAUGGCUGGGGCUUCCUGUCUCUUGGAAAUCCUGUUUGGUCUAAGGCUUUCACGGCUGGACUCAACUGGUUGUGGUGGGUUUUCCGGGCCGUGUGGCUGUGGUCUGGUGGAUCUUGUUCCUAACAU